This is a messenger RNA of Acanthisitta chloris (rifleman), 321 nucleotides long. It is a transcript of the gene IL17C, whose product is annotated as interleukin 17C. Gene Ontology annotation, molecular function: cytokine activity. The record is from RefSeq and is a predicted model, not a curated record. Gene Ontology annotation, cellular component: extracellular region. Gene Ontology annotation, biological process: inflammatory response. The transcript is spliced from 2 exons. NCBI's taxonomy places the organism in Eukaryota, Metazoa, Chordata, Aves, Passeriformes, Acanthisittidae. The annotation marks the transcript as partial.
CCCGCGCUGCAGCUCCGCUCCGGGCUGCGCAGCGAGCACAACGAGCGCUCCAUAUCCCCCUGGAGAUACCGCAUCGACGAGGACGAGGACCGGUACCCACGCAAACUGGCCUUUGCCGAGUGCCUGUGCAGCGGCUGCGUGGAUGUCAAGACAGGGCGAGAGACGACAUCCCUCAACUCUGUCACCAUCCACCAGACGAUGAUGGUGCUGCGGCGCAAGCCCUGCCCGCGCCCCGCCGGGCUCGGCCUCGUCACCUUCGAGGUGGAGUACAUCAAGGUGCCGGUGGGCUGCACCUGUGUCCUGCCCCGCACGGGGCGCUGA